UUCUCAAGAUGACCAGCACAGAGUCUCCCUCCAUGUCGUUCCAGUCCCUGACCACUAUCCCAGCAAACAUAAAUGCCGACAUAACCACCAUCCCAGCCAACAGCAGUAACACUGAGCUCUGUACAGUGGAAUCCCAACAUGGUUCCAUCCCUGUGAUCCUAAUCCUGGUCUUUGUGGUUGGCUUCCUCCUCAACAGCUUCACUCUGUGGGUCUUCUGCCUUCGUAUACCACAUUGGAGCUCUGGUACCACCAUGCAGUUCAACUUGGCCCUGAGUGAUGCCCUUGGCACCCCUGCAACUCCCCCGAUGGCUGUAUACUUAACCAACGGCAGCAACUGGACAUUUGGACCAUUACUGUGUGUAUUCAAGAUUGUCCUUCUAAGUGCACUCUUCUUCGGCAGCAUCCUGUUCCUCAUGCUCAUCAGCAUUCAUCGUUAUGUGGUGAUUGUCAAAUUCAACAAAAGCUCCCGUAUGAAACAAAAUGGGUUUGUAAGGAAGUUAUGUGGUGGAGUUUGGUUGCUGCUUCUAGUAGAAGCUCUUGUCCUAACUUUCUUUCUUCCACCCAGUAAGGAGGGAGAUAAAACCCAAUGUCUGACCAUCCAUCAGCAUGAUCUGACAGAUGUGUACUUUAUCAUAAACUUCUUCUUAUUCAUCUUAGGAUUCCUUCUGCCUUUCUCAGUGGCUGCAGAAAGCUAUCGUCGCCUGGCAAACUCAGUGUCUCAACUCAAUAUCAACUCAGCAAGGGGCCUUGCCGAUAAGAUCAAAUCACAGAGGAUGAUGGGUAUCUGCUUAGUGAUAUUUGGGCUCUGCUUUCUACCACUCAAUUUAGUGCGGACAAUAGGGGUAGUGGUAAACAAAUACAGCGAGGAUUUACUGAAAGCUUCAGACGCAAUCGGUGGAUCCUUCAGUGUGGGUCAGAUGAACACUCAAAGAAGUACAACAGAGCUUUGAGUGAGUCGGAGACAGAGAGGUUAUCAAUUACAUUGCAAUAUUAUUGAAUAUAUCACGUUCUAUGUACAGUGUGCUGCUUUCUCUGUUUCAUUUUCAUGUCUCAUUGAUAAUUAUCUGGAUUGGGGUCAUAUUGGGUCAACUUUUUAAUGGUUAAACUAAAUUAUUUUUUAUUUUCCUUGUGUAUGAAUUGUUAUCAUAUUUUGUAAUGUAAUUAUUGUUUCUUUGACCUUUUGCUUUUAUUUGAGAAAAUAAUGUGUGAGGUCAAUACCUGUUCAAAAUCCGGAUUAAAAGAAAAUGUACCUCUA
Molecule: messenger RNA, 1255 nt
Organism: Oncorhynchus gorbuscha (pink salmon)
Lineage: Eukaryota; Metazoa; Chordata; Actinopteri; Salmoniformes; Salmonidae
Product: P2Y purinoceptor 2-like
Exons: 3
Coding region: 9-950 (313 amino acids)
Biological process (GO): G protein-coupled receptor signaling pathway
Cellular component (GO): plasma membrane
Molecular function (GO): G protein-coupled receptor activity
Source: RefSeq, a predicted model, not a curated record